This is a messenger RNA of Alosa alosa (allis shad), 2389 nucleotides long. RefSeq names its product sorting nexin 4 (gene snx4). The record is from RefSeq and is a predicted model, not a curated record. The transcript is spliced from 14 exons. Lineage: Eukaryota; Metazoa; Chordata; Actinopteri; Clupeiformes; Clupeidae. Gene Ontology annotation, molecular function: phosphatidylinositol binding. Gene Ontology annotation, biological process: protein transport. The coding region runs from base 21 to 1328 and encodes 435 amino acids.
GGAGGUGGACACAAUUCAGAAUGAUGGCGGAUACGGGAAGCGACGAAGUAGCGGUGAUUGGAAAUAUCGACCUCACUCCUGGGGAGAUAGAAAACAACAUGAAAAACACGAUGGGUGAAAAGGGCACUGUACUUUUCAGGAAGAUGGAGAUCAAUGUAGCAGAAGCAGAGAAGAGAACAGUGAAGAAUGCUGUGAACAUGCAGGAGAUCUACACUGUUUACCUCAUCGAGACACGCCCAGCAGAUGCUGCCUCUGAGGGGACCAACUCCACUCCAGAUUCCCUGUGGAGACGCUACAGCGAAUUUGAGAUUCUUCGCAAUUUCUUACUAGUCACCUACCCCUACGUGGUUGUCCCUCCUCUCCCAGAGAAGCGAGCGGAGUUUGUGUGGCACAAGCUGUCAGCAGAUAACAUGGACCCGGACUUUGUGGAGAGGCGCCGUGUCGGCCUGGAGAACUUCCUGCUCCGAGUGGCAUCCCAUCCCAUCCUGUCCACCGACAAGAUCUUCUUCGCCUUCCUCACUGAGGAAAACGGCUGGAAGGAAAUGGUGUUUGAGACAGGAUUCCAGGCAAAGGCGGAUUCAAGGCUGAAGGCUCUGAAUGCGACGUUCCGGGUGAAAAACCCAGAUAAGAGGUUUGCUGAAAUGAAACACUAUGGCGAUGAGUUGCAGUCUGUCAUCUCCCAGCUGCUGCGAGUUCGAGCAAGGGUAGCUGACCGCCUCUACGGAGUAUACAAAGUGCACGGGAAUUACGGCAGAGUCUUCAGUGAGUGGAGUGCCAUAGAGAAAGAGAUGGGGGAUGGACUACAGAGUGCUGGCCAUCACAUGGAUGCCUAUGCAGCAUCAGUGGAUGACAUCCUGGAAGAGGAGGAACACUAUGCAGACCAACUGAAAGAGUACCUCUUCUACACUGAGGCUUUGAGGGCGGUGUGCAGGAAGCACGAGCUGAUUCAGUACGAGCUGGAGAUGGCGGCGCAGGACCUCACCACUAAGAAGCAGCAGCAGGAGGAGCUGGCCACUGGGACGGUGCGCACCUUCUCGCUGAAGGGGAUGACCAGUAAGCUCUUUGGCCAGGAGACCCCCGAGCAGAGAGAGGCCAAGAUGAAAGUUCUGGAAGGGCAGAUUCAGGAGGGCGAGGAUUCCCUCAAAGAGCAGAACACAGAGUGCGAUGUGUUUGUAAAGGGUGCCUGGUCAGAUAUUGAGAGGUUUAAGGAUCAGAAGAACCAUGAUCUGAAGGAGGCUUUGAUCAGCUAUGCCAUCAUGCAGAUCAGCAUGUGCAAAAAGGGAAUACAAGUGUGGACCAAUGCAAAAGAGUGCUUCAACAAAAUGUGAUGAUUGAUCGCAUGUCACAUUCCAGACCAGACUGGUCAGAUAACAGCCCAUCUCACCUGUGUCCUCAGAACUGCCAUGGUGAUUGGCACCCAGAUCCACUACCUGGGACCUCCACACCACAUUACAGCACCUGUGCUCAGAGCAUGAGUGCAUUUCCUAAUGUUACACACUACCAAUGAGAAUCAUUUUGAAGCAAAAAAUCCAUUGUUGUAUUUAUUGUCUGCCAAGCUGUCUGUGGCCUUAAUUUAACCAGAUGCCUUAGUAGUCACCCAUGCCGAUUCAUUUAAUGGCCUCUUUAAAGUGCUUUUACAAGAUUUCUUUUGCCAAACAUCAAGGACUUGAUUUGUCAAGGACAGCUGCCUGAAGUGGACUGAUUUUUGUUUCUAGAUUUUUAUGAAGUUUUCAGAAUUGUCAUUCAACUGUUGGGUGAGGGUAUCAUGAUGUCAUGCUUUCAUCAUUCCUUUUUUGAUGUUUUAUUAUACAAUCUUUUUCAAUCAAUUUUCCUAAUCUUUACCAUUUUUCUGUCAUUGGCAACACUGAGACACACCUGUAGUUGUAAGUGUUAGCAAUGAUUGCCUUGCUUUGCCUGGAACACUCUGCAUAAAGAUAACAGUUUGGUGAAAUUCCACUCAACACUAUACCCUGUGCAUUUUUUUUUCUGUUUAUCACCUCAUCUCCCCGUUGAAACAAGACCGGGGUGUAAAGUGAUCUUAAUCACCUGUACAGAGGAGUCGAUGUUCAGUCUCUGAUUUCCUGAGAAAACAGUUGGAUCUGUGCAGGAAGCAAGGGUUAAGUCUUCAUACACGCCAUCACAGAGAGAGUGCUGCGAAGCCGGACCACACUCCCUUAACAAACACCCCUGCCUAAGCCUUCCUGAAGGCGAAGGUGUCGGUUCCAUCCUCACCCACCGUCAAAACAGAAUAUACCGGCUUGGCAUUCGUCAUUAGUUUUCAGUGCUUUUUGAGUACUCUUUGACCAGUUUUUGUGCCAAUACAUACACACUUUUGUAACCACACACUCACUUUUAUAUGGCUUCAUUAAAAUGAAAAUAUUUAAACUUG